This is a messenger RNA of Babesia bovis T2Bo, 991 nucleotides long. RefSeq lists its product as uncharacterized. NCBI's taxonomy places the organism in Eukaryota, Apicomplexa, Aconoidasida, Piroplasmida, Babesiidae. Bases 3 to 911 code for a protein of 302 amino acids. The transcript is spliced from 3 exons. The record is from RefSeq and is a predicted model, not a curated record.
AAAUGGAGCCUGAUCCAGAAUGUAUGUCAUUGCAGCAGCUCUAUUUAUUAAAUAACAACUUGGAGAGGCUUAAAUGUGACGCUGUUAUCAAGCUACAUGGACUCCAGAAAGUUAACCAUGAUCUGUUAACUGAAAAUGCUAGGUUAAUACAAAGAACACGUGAAUAUGCAAGACAAAAGCGUGAGAAUGGACAGAAGCAGUUAGGGCGUAAUCACGCAACUCAGCUACCAGCACAGUUUGGAGCAACCACAUUCAACGAACAGAUGAACCCAGGUGCCCUGAAAGGUGUAUAUACCCCGGCCCACAAGAACAGUCCAAUAACAGUUUCAGUACAAAUGGGACCCAACUUCACAGCCGUGCUGGAAACUGCAAUAUCGCUUAACCAGGCGCAACUAAUGGAAUUUUACAAAGCAGAUGCAACACAUAUCGAUUACAGAAUGAUAUUGAUUGAGACUAAAAAGGGCAUUGUGGAAAAUGCUUCAACAGUGGUCACGCGUAACCCCAAAGUCACCCUUCUUAAACUCCAGGAAGGAGUGAAGUACCACGCAACGGUGCACUGCACAGUACCUAACUCGGAAUGUCGCCUGACCGGAGAAGCCACAUUCGUGUAUAAAUACGUUGCCCCGAAGCAACCAAUGGUACAACCGGAUCAUACAGAAGCGACCCUGCCUGACACCCAGGCACCAAUUAGCGUGGACAAUGAAUCUUACAAGAUGAAUGUACAAGUUGGUGAGGAUGAAUACUUAACUUGUAAUUUCAACAACGAGGAUGAUUUGACACAGAUCGCACAAAGUUUCAUCAAUAAUAACAGAUUGAAGCCAAUACUUCUAGACGGCCUAGUCACUGCGCUAGAGAAUUUAAAACUCUCCGGAGUCACUAUACGCAAUGUAGAUGUGUCCGAUCUACUAUAGGAUCGUCUACGUGGUACUCAGCAGUAUUCACGCCAACGCACAUGUAACGAUGGUAAUAGCUAAUAGUUUCACAACGACAU